Odontomachus brunneus is the source of this 3594-nucleotide messenger RNA. RefSeq lists its product as uncharacterized. The record is from RefSeq and is a predicted model, not a curated record. Gene Ontology annotation, cellular component: plasma membrane. The transcript has 11 exons. Gene Ontology annotation, biological process: sensory perception of smell; detection of chemical stimulus involved in sensory perception of smell. Gene Ontology annotation, molecular function: odorant binding; olfactory receptor activity. Bases 427 to 3504 code for a protein of 1025 amino acids. Lineage: Eukaryota; Metazoa; Arthropoda; Insecta; Hymenoptera; Formicidae.
AAUGACGCUUAACUAAUUAACUAACUGUUCAAAUGUAUUUAUUAUUGAAUGAUAUAUUGGAUCGUGUAAUAAGUAAUUUUCCAACAAAAUAAAGUGAUUAUAUUUUUGUGUGGUUAUAAUAUUGUGGAAUUAUGCGUGUAAAAAAUGACCGGAGAUAAUAGAUUCAAAAGGCAUGAGUAUUGUUCCAUAAAAUUGUAACUACAUAAAAAUACGAUCGUUCUAUUUUAUCUGAAAUUGUCUGUCGUGCAAUCUGUAACUAUAUAAUACCAUUAAUUUGAUAUAUCUUAAAUACUCGGCACACACGUAGGGUACCAUUAGAUAUUUUUUCCUUUGAACACUCUUCUGGGGGGAUGUUUCACGCGUAGAGCGACGCUGUGUCUUUGCACAAUAUGCUCUUGUCACAAUAAGUCGCUCGUCAUUACGAAAAUGCAAAUACUUCAGUUGAAUUUUCUGAUAUACACCGUGGGUGGUGUGUGGCGGCCUAUCGCGUGGUCGUCGAAUGCUGCUAAGUUCUUGUAUAACGUGUUCACUUUCUGUACAAUCAUACCGUUGUACUUUUUGAUGUUGACUCAAUUUAUGGAUCUCGUUCUUAUCGUCGAUAAUAUGGACGAUUUUACCACCAACUCUCUCAUGUUCAUGACUAUCGUCGCCGUUUGUUGCAAAGCAACGAUCGCCGUGUUCCGUCGGAACGGGAUCAUCAGUUUGGUGCAGAUGUUGCUGACAAAGCCGUGCAGACCUCAGGACGAGGACGAAGUGGCAAUACAAAUGAAAUUCAAUAAGUUCAUUAGAUUAUGGUCGAUCAGAUAUUCGCUUCUAGCGACGAGUUCCGUCACGGGCGUCACCAUUAAAUCGGUGCUAAAUGUUAUGCAUGGUAUCUUGCCGUAUCGAGUAUGGUUGCCGUACGAUUCGAACGUGUCUCUGUCGUUCUGGAUCACGUCCAUUCUACAGAUCGUGUCCUUGAUUUUCGCCACUAUCAUCAACGUUGGCACGGAGACUCUGGUCUUCGGCUUGUUUUUACAAACGUGCGCGCAACUUGAAAUUUUCGAGAGGCGUCUUUACAAACUGGUGAUUAACAGAACAGUAACGAGAUUGUCCGACGAACAUAGAGGACGUUUUUCAUCGAGUUACAAGGAAGAACUAAUAUCUAAAUACAUACACCAUCAUCUCAGCAUUUACCAGUACGCCAAAACAGUAAACAGCGUAUUCAACCAAGUACUGUUCGUCCAAUUCUUCGUCAGUAUAUUAGUAUUAUGUACGAGUGUGUAUUAUUUGUCGUCUCACAUUAUGGAAUCGGAAGCUGCGACUAUGAUAGUAUACACUAUUUGCAUGUUUCUACAAAUUUAUAUCUAUUGUUGGUCCGGAAACGAAGUCAUUCUUAAGGUGAGAGAUUAUUUGCAUUUCACUUCCCGUUUUACGAAAAUGCAGAUACUUCGGUUGAAUUUUUUAAUAUACACCGUGGGUGGUGUGUGGCGGCCUAUCGCGUGGUCAUCGAAUGCUGCUAAAUUCUUGUAUAACGUGUUCACCUUCUGUACAAUCAUACCAUUGUAUUUUUUGAUGCUGACUCAAUUCAUGGAUAUCGUUCUUAUCGUCGAUAAUAUGGACGAUUUUACCACCAACUCUCUCAUGUUCAUGACUAUCGUCGCCGUUUGUUGCAAAGCCACAAUCGCUGUGUUUCGUCGGAACGGGAUCAUCAGUUUGGUGCAGAUGUUGCUAACAGAGCCGUGCAGACCUCAGGACGAGGACGAAGUGGCAAUACAAAUGAAAUUCAAUAAGUUCAUUAGAUCAUGGUCGAUCAGAUAUUCGCUUCUAGCGACGAGUUCCGUCACGGGCGUCACAGUGAGGUCGGUGCUGAACAUCAUGCACGGUAUCUUGCCGUACCGAGUAUGGUUGCCGUACGAUUCGAACGUGUCUCUGUCAUUCUGGAUCACGUCCAUUCUACAAAUUGUGUCCGUGAUCUUCACCACGAUCAUAAACGUCGGCACGGAGACCUUGGUCUUCGGCUUCUUCUUGCAAACGUGCGCUCAACUCGAAAUAUUCGAAAAGCGUCUUAAGAAAUUGGUAACUAAUAAGAAGGAACCACAGCCAAUAUGUCCGCCGUCCUUCCCGUUGUACAAGACGGACACAGUGAUAUCGAAACACAUAUAUCAUCACCUCUGCAUUUUCAAAUACGCGAAAACGGUGAACAACAUAUUUAAUCAGGUACUUUUUGUCCAAUUCUUCAGCAGUAUAUUGAUAUUAUGUACGAGCGUGUAUUACUUAUCGUCGCAUAUCACGGAGUCCGAAUCGGCGACUUUGAUAGUGUACACCAUUUGCAUGUUUGUGCAAAUCUAUGUCUAUUGUUGGUCCGGCAAUGAAGUUAUACUCAAGAGCGCGAGCAUAGGAGACACGGUAUAUAAAAUGGAUUGGGUCUCACUAUCGAUUAAGGAGAAGAAGGAUCUGCUGAUGAUCAUGAAACGUAGUACGAUUCCUAUCAAAUUCACUAGCAGCUUUCUGAUAACCCUAUCUCUCCAAUCUUACAGCAACGUCGUGCUUAUCGUCGAUAAUAUGGAUGAUUUCGCGACUAAUUCUCUCAUGUUUAUGACGAUCGUUGGCGUUUGUUGCAAAGCCACUGUGGCGGUGUUACGUCGAGACGCGAUCAUUGAUUUGAUCGGGAUACUGGUGAAGGAGCCGUGCAAGCCUCGAGAUGAAACCGAAACGGCGAUACAGGAGAAAUUCGACGAGUUUAUCAGGUCGUGCUCAAUAAAAUACUCGCUUUUGGCGACAGGUUCCAUUAUGAGCUUCACGAUAAGAUCGGUGCUGAACGUUGUGCAAGGUCACUUACCUUACAGAGUGUGGCUGCCGUACAACUCGAAUCAGACCCCGUUGUUCUUGAUCACGUCGAUCCACCAGAUUAUCACCUUGAUUUUCGCCACUAUCAUUAAUGUCGGCACGGAGACUCUGAUCUUCGGUCUCUUCCUGCAGACGUGCGUCCAGCUCGAGAUCUUCGAGUGUCGUCUGCACAAAUUCGUGACGCAUAAAUCGGCGCGCUGUCGGGAGUACUUCUCGCGCGGCUCGUCGGAUAAAGUGGAAGCGAUAAUGUCGAAAUAUAUACGUCAUCAUCUCAGCAUUUACAAGUAUGCUAAAAUGUUAAAUAGCAUAUUCAACCAGGUACUCUUCUUUCAAUUCUUUGGGAGCAUACUGGUAUUGUGUACAAGCGUGUAUUACAUGUCGACACACAUUACUGGGUCCGAGGCUGCGACUUUGCCGGCGUACACUAUUUGCAUGUUCGUACAGAUCUUCGUUUACUGCUGGUCUGGAAAUGAAGUUAUACUCAAGAGUGCGAACAUAGGAAGUGCGAUAUAUCAUAUGAAUUGGCCUUCGCUAUCGAUCGGCGACAAGAAAGAUCUUCUGAUGAUAAUGAAACGUAGUACAGUUCCUAUAAAGUUUACUAGUAGUUUUCUGAUCACUUUCUCCCUCGAGUCUUAUAGCAACGUUAGUAAUACUGUUGGAAUUAUAAUGGCAUAAGUACUUAUAAUUAACAUGCUUUGAAGCAUAUAUAUAUAUAUAUAUAUAUAUAUAUAUAUAUAUAUAUAUAUAUAUAUAUAUAUGUCUAUA